AUGCCUGCCAUCAAUCACCUUGAAGCGCGGUUUCUGGGAGGGACCAGCAGUAACGGCCCAGCAAUCACAGGAACCGCCAUCGCCCUCAUCAUCUGCCUCGGACUCAUACCCACUAUCGCUGUCGUAUGGACCGUCUGCUAUCUCUUCUGGGCCUAUCCAUACGACCGCAACUGGUGUUGCAUCAAGCGAAAGCGGCGCCCAGAGCCGCAAAGUGUGCUGAACCAGGCACCGAUGAGCCAGGAAGCACUGUUCGAAAAGCAGGGCAUGGGACUCCCACAGCGGCCGUUUGCUGCUCAGAUCAGGACGGACUCUGGAAGUUCUAGCAACAGCGGGCGUCUCCAAAAACAAUAUAGGCCUGGAAGCGGAAACUACAAGAGGGAUACCAGGAUGAGCCUGCAGAGUGUAACCAGUGCCAACUCUAUGCCGUUCGCACAAGAGCCCAAGCCGUUUGUGUGA
Molecule: messenger RNA, 456 nt
Organism: Bipolaris oryzae ATCC 44560
Lineage: Eukaryota; Fungi; Ascomycota; Dothideomycetes; Pleosporales; Pleosporaceae
Exons: 1
Coding region: 1-456 (151 amino acids)
Source: RefSeq, a predicted model, not a curated record